Molecule: messenger RNA, 795 nt
Organism: Macrosiphum euphorbiae (potato aphid)
Lineage: Eukaryota; Metazoa; Arthropoda; Insecta; Hemiptera; Aphididae
Source: the annotation of a GenBank genome assembly
AUGGCGUUGACCGGCUGCUAUGCAUUCAUGAAACACGUAGUUACACUACUGAAUAUCCUGUAUCUGUCUUGUGGCCUACUGUUAAUGCUGCUUGCAGUAUGGAUGUGGGUAGAUCCAACAUUUUCCCUAAGCAUGGUACAAGACGAAGCCAGUUACUACACAGGUGUAUAUCUUAUUCUAUUUGUUGGAACAUUACUUCUGAUCGUCGGAUUUCUUGGUUGUGCGGCUGCAAUAAGUGAAUCUCAAUGUUCACUCGUUCUUUAUUUCUGCCUGUUACUUGCUGUACUUGUGGCUCAAAUAUCAGCUGCUGUGUGGAUGUAUGCAAAUAAUGAUAAGUUAGUAGAAUUAGUACGAUAUACUGUUAAAACAACUGUUCAAUCGGAGUAUGGUUCAAUUGAAGGCCGUACAGAAACAUUUGAUGCUAUACAGAGUGGUUUUGAAUGUUGUGGUGCAUCAGGCCCAUCUGAUUGGGCUGGGAGCAAAUAUAAUAACCCACAGACAGAAAGUCUAGCACUUGCAAUAAGUUCUCCAGAACAAUCAUAUAAAAUUCCUGCUUCUUGUUGUAAAGGUGAUCCUAAACAAUGUUCAGAUGCUCAAACUGCUGUAGCUUCAGGACCAAUUUCUGAAUUUAUUUAUUCUGAGGGAUGCACUGAAAAAUUGUUGUAUACUUCACGAAAGAGUAUGAUUAUAUUCCUUGUAUUACUUGUAGCAAUUGGUUCAGUUGAGUUCUUUGGUUUAGUUCUAGCAUUAAUAUUGUGUUGUGCUAUAAGAGCAGUCAACACAUACAAAAAUUAA